GGUGACUUUAGGUGGUGACACAGAUUUGCACUAGUCACAGACAAAUACUUUAACGCUAAACACAAUGGAACCGUUCGCUAAAGAGGAUAUCACGAUGUAUUUUUAUGAGAACAGACUUAAAACUUUCGAGGGGUGGCCAUUCGACGAGGACUGCAUGUGCACCCCGGAGAACAUGGCCAAAGCUGGCUUCAUUCACACCCCUUCAGAGAACAGCCCGGACAUCGCCAUGUGUUUCUUCUGCCUCAAAGAGCUGGAGGGCUGGGAGCCGGAGGACGAUCCAGAAAAGGAGCACAAAUCUCAUUCAUCAUCCUGCCACUUCAUUAGCCUGAAGAAGAAAGUAGAGGAGCUGACUGUGGAGGAAUUCUUCAAACUCCAGAAGGAGAGGCACAAGUCCAUCAUUAACAAAUCCUGUAACGAUGCCGUCACCAAGUUUGAAGAGGCAGCCAAACUGAGAAGAGCAGAUAUCAUCAAGACAGCAAUGGGGGAAGAGUGACGCUGAAUGUCUGCAGAUGAAUCAAAUGGGGGGCGUGUGAGAGAUUAAUUGUAGUUGGCAAGUGACUGACUGGUUCCUCACUGAACUCCUUUCCAUGUUUCCUUCAUAUUCUUUCAUGUCGUCUUUGCAAUAUAUCUGUCAUUUUUUAAUGUUGUCUGUUUUCAUGUGGUCGGUUUUAACUCAUUAAACU
Messenger RNA from Seriola dumerili (greater amberjack), 683 nucleotides. RefSeq names its product baculoviral IAP repeat-containing protein 5-like (gene birc5a). The record is from RefSeq and is a predicted model, not a curated record. The transcript has 4 exons. Bases 65 to 493 code for a protein of 142 amino acids. NCBI's taxonomy places the organism in Eukaryota, Metazoa, Chordata, Actinopteri, Carangiformes, Carangidae.